Molecule: messenger RNA, 828 nt
Organism: Boeremia exigua
Lineage: Eukaryota; Fungi; Ascomycota; Dothideomycetes; Pleosporales; Didymellaceae
Exons: 3
Coding region: 1-828 (275 amino acids)
Source: RefSeq, a predicted model, not a curated record
AUGCACGUCAGCCUCACCCACAUCUACCCAGCCUUGCAUCCAAACCGACGGCCCUCAGCACCUGUCGUCCCCGCACACGAAGCCCGCCGCCCACCAGCGACUGCAGCACGGCGAGCCCCGGCCGCUGGCAAGACAAUACGCCGCAUCGCCGCAGGCCCCGAGCGAUACCUAGCCACUGCACUGCUCUGCACGGCGUGCGUCGCUCCAGCUCCACCGCGGCUCUGGUUCGCAUCGCAAGCGACCGAAAAGCAAACCUCGCCUCCGACCCCACCGUGCUAUCGAUUCCUGCCUACCGACUGUGCUGUGCUGUGCGCAUCCCGCCGCGUCGCCUCACCGCCGCGAACCCCCCCCCUCGUCUCCUGCCAGCCCUCGUCCCACUCCAGAGCACCCGCAGCGCGCUCCGUUGGCAGUCCCACCCGGCGCCGCCGCGCUCCGGGUGCCAGUUCACGCACCCCCACUGCACCACGUCACGGACACUGUGAUGCGCGCGCGCUCGUGCUCGUGGCGACGUGGAGCCGGCGCAAGCGCGGUGCUCGCAGGCCGCGCUGGUCGCACGCCGCGCGGAUCGCGGUGCGCUGUGUUUGUUGUGAUGUGCGCCGACCAGACGCCCUUGUCUGUGCCUGUGCGUGGCUGAGAUCGAUCGCCGGGGGAUGUAUUGCUAGUUUGCUAGGCUCCGGUCAGAGACGGGCAGCAGAGAGCGGUGGGCGCGCAUGCAGCGCAGUGCCCGAGGGAGAGGUUGGGAAACGCCCGUUCAUGCGUCGUCGUGCUGUGCUGGUUGACCGCUCUUGUGAAGUCGAGUGCGCUAGCUCUCCCGAGGUGCCCCACUGA